Molecule: messenger RNA, 1372 nt
Organism: Xenopus tropicalis (tropical clawed frog)
Lineage: Eukaryota; Metazoa; Chordata; Amphibia; Anura; Pipidae
Gene: sgca
Product: sarcoglycan alpha
Exons: 9
Coding region: 60-1229 (389 amino acids)
Cellular component (GO): sarcoglycan complex; sarcolemma; membrane
Source: RefSeq, a predicted model, not a curated record
CCUCCCAGCUGCCCCUGUCACUCUGCCCUGUCCCUCCCUCUCUAUCAAGAACAGCAGAUAUGGCAUCUCAGAGGGUGACUCUUCUCACAGUUGCACUGUGGCUGUCUUUCCCCCUAUGCUUCUGCGAUCAGAAUGUUGUGGCUUCUGUGGGGGUGCUUUUUGUGCAUGAGCUGGACACUAAGCAAUUCCAACAAAGUUUUCCCUCAGCUCAGAAUAAUUAUGAUGUUAAUCGCAUUGACCCAAUCACAUUUCGGGCAAAUUUAGACGGCUUCCCGGACCUGCCCGCAUGGCUGCGUUAUACUCAGCGCUCUCCAUGGCACGCAGCUUAUCUCUAUGGUUCCCCUACUCAGCCUGGCAGGCAGGUUAUAGAGGUGACAGCCUACAAUAGAUACACAUUUGAGACAGUGAGGGAGAGGAUUAUCUUCAAUGUUCGGAUUGGAACAGAUUCGCAGCUUCCAUAUCAGGCAGAACUACUGAUCCUGGAUUGGGACGUGGAAGAGCUCUUACCCUCCAAAGCUCAGUUUGAUGUCAAGGCACCUCUGCAGGACGAGUGGGGUUCCCAGACACUGACUGUCAUUAAUAUCACAUCAGCGCUGGAUAAAGGGGGUCGAGUGCCACUUCCAUUGCCCGGCCACAAAGAAGGGGUAUACAUUAAGGUGGGUUCCGAUGUCCCUUUUCCACAGUGCUUGCUUUAUUCCCAGAGCCCCCGGAUAAGGCAAUUUUGCAAGGAGGGACAGAGGCCGCUGGUCCUAUGCAACAGUCGCCUGAGAGACUUUCAGAUAGACUGGUGCAAUGUCAGCCUGACAGAUGGCUUUGGAACGCCGAUCCCUGUGCGCCCAGAACCUGGUUCUGGAAUUUUGAAGGGGGAAGGUGAAUUUAACCCCCCAUCAGAGACCUUGGAAGAAAAGUACUACCUCCCAGAUUAUCUGCUCACUCUUCUGCUUCCCAGUUUACUGGCUCUGCUGCUGUUUUUGCUGCUCUGCUACAUCAUGUGCUGCCGCAGGGAAGGAGUGGAGAAGAGAGAUCAAGUCACUUCUGACAUCCAGCUUGUUCACCAUCAGACAGUCUUCUCCAACACAGAAGAGCUGCGCCACAUGGCCUCCAACAGGGAUGUUCCCAGGCCUCUUUCUACUCUGCCCAUGUUUAAUGUGCGCACUGGACAAAGAGCGCCCCCCAUGCAGCUCUCAGAGGAUAGCGCUCAUGUUCCCCUUAUCCUAUCUCAGCAGUGAGUCUUACUGAUUCUUCCACUGAUUGGCUGGGGCAAAGCAUGUACUGGGAUAGGAGGACUCACCUGGAUCAGUACUGAGCAAUAGUAGAAUCUUCUUUUUGUUUUAUUAUUGGUGAAUUAAAGGGGAACCUUUGUGUUACUUGC